Ostrea edulis (European flat oyster) is the source of this 737-nucleotide messenger RNA. RefSeq names its product caprin-2-like. Bases 60 to 737 code for a protein of 225 amino acids. The record is from RefSeq and is a predicted model, not a curated record. Lineage: Eukaryota; Metazoa; Mollusca; Bivalvia; Ostreida; Ostreidae. Gene Ontology annotation, molecular function: protein binding. The transcript is spliced from 2 exons.
UAUAAAUAGGCCCAGACAACAUACGAUUAUUUGCGUCUGUAUCGAAAGAAAUUUCCGCGAUGGGUUGUAAAUUGCUCUCAGUUUUCCUCCUCGUUUUCAUGUUUGAUAAAAUUUCUACUUUCCCCGAAGAACAUCAAAUCAAAGCUGACGGACGACUAGAGGGCAUGUUUAACACGCUGUCACAGGAAGUGACAUCUCUCAAGAAAUUAUGGGCAAAUGACGUCACAAGGAUAAAAGGCCAGAUAACCAGACUUGAGAAACAGAUGUACCUCCUGCAGGAAUCCACUGUCUCGGGUUUUACACAACGUCAUCGACGAGCGGCCCAUUUACCGUCCAGGAGUAGUGUUCAUUUUUCCGCGGGGAUUAGAGCGGAAUCUCACUAUGGCGUAUCCGAUGGCGCGGCCCUUAUUUUCCAACACGUGACUGCCAAUACCGGAAAUGCCUACGACCCGAACCUAGGAAUAUUUACAGCGCCAACCAACGGCACAUACGUGUUUUUCUCCACCAUUUUAUCGGCAAACACCUAUAAUGUGUGGGUUGAUAUUGUGAAAAAUGGCGUGAGUCAAGUCAGAGAGGGCGCACAUGGGUCAAUGAACACGUUGUAUCCCUCCGCCAGUAAUGUUGUCAUCCUAGACCUCUUCCAAGGCGACAAAGUCUGGGUCAGAUCCGGAACCACGGGGGCGCUGUAUACUCACGAAGAUAGUUCCUUGUCUACAUUUUCUGGCUUUAUGUUGUGA